AUGGACAAAAGCUGGAUGAACUUGCCUAAUAGACUUCGAUCGCCUGCAUAUGCCGAGGGGGUUAACACUUUCCUCAACCUAGCACAAAACCAUUCUCGAGGAAGUGAUCGCAUUCGAUGUCCAUGCCGUGCAUGCUGUAAUACUCUCUUCUUGACUAUAUUUGAUGUGGAGACUCACUUGUUCAUGAAAGGGAUCAACCCAAAUUAUACCCAGUGGAUCUUUCAUGGGGAGGAGGAAACACGAAAUUUCAAUGAUGACGACGACGAUAGUGUUGCUGAUUCUUCCAAUGAAUACAUUGAUGACAUGGAUCAUAUGUUAGAUGACAUUCGGGCAGGCACAUUUGUGGACCACGCCCAAGAUCAUAGUAAUCCAUUGCCAACUGCUAAGUCAAUACCAGAUCCUGACAUCCUGAGUUCAUCUUUUGAGCAGCUACUAGAGGAUGCCCGACGUCCACUUUUUCCUGGCUGUACAAAAUUCUCAAAACUGUCAUUCAUUGUGAAGUUGUUACACAUUAAGACACUUGGUGGGUGGUCAAUAAAGUCGUUUGAUAUGCUACUUAAUUUGUUGCGGACUGCCUUUCCUGAUGCUGAAUUGCCACAUUCAUAUGAGGAGUCAAGGUGGGUGCCUAAUACACACAAUGCUCGUCCUAUCCCUCAAAAAGUGUUGAGGCAUUUUCCUUUGAAGCCAAGAUUGCAACGUCUUUUCAUGACUGCAAAUAUAGCACGUGAUAUGAGGUGGCAUAAAGAGCAACGGCCAACCGAUGAUGGGGAAAGUAUGAGACAUCCUGCAGACGCAGAGUCCUGGAAGAGAUUUGAUGAAGACUAUAGUUGGUUCGCACAGGAUGCUCGCAACGUUCGGCUUGGUCUCGCAAGUGACGGUUUCAAUCCUUUCAACAAUAUGGCUAAACCGUAUAGCAUUUGGCUGGUUAUCCUGGUACCGUAUAACUUGCCACCGUGGUUGUGCAUGAAGGACCAAUUCUUCAUGACAUCCCUCAUUAUUCCUGGACCAAAAUCUGCAGGUAAUGACAUUGAUGUUUACUUGCAACCGUUAGUCAACGAACUGCUUGAAUUUUGGGAACAAGGGGUACCUACGUAUGAUGCCUCCACAAAGGAAACCUUCAUGUUGCACGCUGCUUUAAUGUGGACAAUCAAUGACUUUCCAGCCUAUGGAAUUCUUUCUGGUUGGUCAACAAAAGGAAGAUUGGCUUGUCCUACUUGUAAUGAGGCCACAGACGCCAAUUGGUUGAAGUAUGGCAGAAAACAUUGUUAUAUGGGACAUCGUCGUUUCUUGCCGCCCCAUCACAUGUGGCGAAAGAGAAAAAAUGACUUCAAUGGUAAAGAAGAUCAUCGCAUGCCACCAAGGGUUUUAGAAGGAUCAGAUAUUGAAGCUCAACUGUUGAUGCUUGGGGAUGUGCAAUUCAGUAAAUCUCAUCAAAAGAGAAAACGAACUGUUGAGGAGUUGAACUGGACAAAAUAUAGCAUUUUCUUCAAGCUACCGUAUUGGAUAACCCUACGUCUUUGA
This is a messenger RNA of Carya illinoinensis, 1521 nucleotides long. RefSeq lists its product as uncharacterized. Lineage: Eukaryota; Viridiplantae; Streptophyta; Magnoliopsida; Fagales; Juglandaceae. Bases 1 to 1521 code for a protein of 506 amino acids. The transcript has 2 exons. The record is from RefSeq and is a predicted model, not a curated record.